AUGCCUACCGCGACUUCCACCCCCCUCCCGGCUACGCCCCUCGCUGAGGACUUUGCCAAGCUCGCCGCCGCCCCUAGCAAUGCCGACGCCAAGGGUAUCGCCGAUGCCAUCGCCCUGGAGCUGAAGAAGGCUCCGAGGACGCUCGAUGCGAUCGAGGAUGGCAAGGUUGUCGAUGUGAUCCAGCUUUGGGCCUCCUCCAAGUCUGGCUUUGAGCGCGAGUCCGCCCCCGUCCUUGUCGAGAGGCUGUGCCGCUCCCUCGGAGCCGGCAUUGAGGGCGUCUUCAUCCCCAUCCUCCACUCGCUCCUCGCCCUGGCCAUGGACAAGGGACAGCCCGUCCGCUCGGCCGUUAACUCGGCCAUGAAGGCCCUCGUUAAGGCCGCCUCUCCUGAGGCUACCCGCCCGCUUAUCCACGCUUUCGCCCGUGAGCUUGACGAGAGCAAGGGAUGGCGCUCCAAGGUCGCCGCCUGCAAGGCUAUCGAGGAGAUCGUCAAGCCCGCCACCACCGAGCUCGUCGCCGCCGAGCUCGGUGAGGUCCUCCCCAUUGUUGAAAAGGCUAUGCACGACACCAAGGCCGAGGUUUCAGCCGCUGCCACUAAGGCCGCCACCACCCUCUGUGGUACCCUUCCCAACCCCGACGUCCUCAAGCACAUCUCGUCGCUUGUCGGCGCCAUGGCCUCGCCGAACAACGUCCCGGGCACGAUCAAGACCCUCUCGUCGACCACCUUCGUUGCCGAGGUCACCGGCCCGACUCUCGCCGUCAUGGUCCCCCUUCUUACCCGUGCCCUGAAGGAGCGCUCCACCGACACUCAGCGUAUGACCUGUAUCGUCAUCGGUAACCUCGUCAAGCUCGUUCGUGACCCCACUGUCGCGGCCCGCUACCUCGGUGGUCUCGUUACCGGUGUCGAGCACAUUGCCACCGGUGCCGCCUUCCCCGAGAUUCGUGCCUUCGCCCAGACCGCCCUCGACAUUCUGCUCGGUGCCGGUGCCUCGGCCACUGCCACUCCCCUCCCUCCCCGCGACAUCAUCGCCGGUGUCAACGAGGCCCUCGCUGUCAUCGCCCCGAUCCUCAAGAUCGAGGGUCUCGCCGAGAAGCCCACUGUUCCCGUCACCAUGUCUUACCCCGGCCACCCCGUUGUUGCCGGCGCCCUCGAGUUUGAGGCCAACGUCAUCGCUGACCUUGUCGAGGCCCGCAACUUCGUCGCCUCUGUCUGGGAGGGCAAAGCCGUCGGUGGCUUCUGCAAGCUCUUCCUCGGUUCUGAGGCUGGUGCCGAGGCUGCCACCGAGAUCCACAAGGCCUUCCUUGCCAUCGACAAGCAGAAGUUCGCUUCUGACGAGCCCGAGGAGGACGACGGUGCUGAGGUUGUCUGUGACCUGCAGUUCUCGCUCGCCUACGGUGGUCUCCUGCUCCUGAACCACACCAACCUCAAGCUCCGCCGUGGCCACCGCUACGGUAUUUGUGCCGCCAACGGUGCCGGAAAGUCCACUCUCAUGAAGGCUAUCCGCGAUGGCAAGGUUGAGGGCUUCCCCUCCGAGGACGAGCUCAAGUGUGUCAUGGUUGAGCACGCUCUCCAGGGCGAGGACACUUCGUCGUCCAUCAUUGACUUCCUCUGCAACUCGGAGAAGCUCAAGCACAUUGACCGCAAGACCAUCGCCGACAUGCUCCUCUCCGUCGGCUUCACCGAGGAGAAGCAGACCCACCCUGUCUCGUCGCUCUCCGGUGGUUGGAAGAUGAAGCUCGAGCUUGCCCGCGGUAUGCUUGUCAACCCCGACAUUCUGCUCCUCGAUGAGCCUACCAACCACUUGGACGUCCAGACUGUCGCUUGGCUCGAGGACUACCUCAACAACCUCAAGGGCAUCACCUGCAUGAUUGUCUCGCACGACUCUGGUUUCCUUGACAACGUUUGUACCGACAUCAUCCACUACGAGCAGAAGAAGCUUGUCUACUACCCCGGCAACCUCUCCAAGUUUGUCGAGAAGGUCCCCUCGGCCAAGUCGUACUACACCCUUGCCGCGACCUCGAUCAAGUUCUCCUUCCCUCCUCCCGGUAACCUUGUCGGUGUCCGCUCCAACACCCGUGCCAUCCUCAAGCUUGUCAACUGUACCUUUACCUACCCUGGUGCCCCCCGCCCGUCGAUUAAGAACGCCUCGUGUUCGCUCUCGCUCUCGUCUCGUGUCGGUAUUGUCGGCCCGAACGGUGCCGGAAAGUCGACGCUCAUCAAGCUCAUGACUGGCGAGACCAUGCCCCAGGAGGGUUCCGUGCACAAGCACCCCGCUCUCCGUGUCGGUUACGUCGCCCAGCACGCUUUCCACCACAUCAACGAGCAUCUCGACAAGACCGCUGUCCAGUACAUCCAGUGGCGUUAUCAGGACGGCCACGACCGUGAGAUGAUGGAGAAGGCCACCCGCAAGCUCACCGACGCCGACAAGGAGAUGAUGGACCGCCCGAUCGAGGGCAAGAACGGCGAGCUCCGCAAGAUUGAGUCGCUCCUCGGUCGCCAAAAGCUCAAGAAGUCGUUCCAGUACGAGGUCAAGUUCAAGGGCUACGACCACAAGUACAACGCCUGGAUUCCCCGCGAGACCCUUAUCGAGAAGGGCUUCCAGAAGCUCGUCACCCAGUUCGAUGACCUCGAGUCCUCGCGUGAGGGUGCCGGUCAGCGUGACACCUCUGCCGUCGCGGUUCGUGAGGUCCUCGAGGCUGUCGGUCUCGACGGUGACAUUGCCCAGUACAACGAGAUGUCUGGGUUAAGUGGGGGGCAAAAAGUCAAGGUCGUCAUUGCUGCUUCGAUGUUCAACAGGCCGCAGUGUCUCUUCCUCGACGAGCCUACCAACUUCUUGGACCGUGAGGCGCUCGGUGGUCUCGCUGUCGCGAUCAAGGAGUGGGGAGGAGCUGUGGGCAUCAUUUCGCACUCGCAGGAGUUCGUCUCUGUCCUCUGCCCCGAGAUCUGGCACGUCGAGAACGGAGAGCUUACCCACAAAGGCAAGCAGAACCUCGCCGACGACGCGUUCGACAACCCGUCGCAGCCCGGCUCGCGCGUCCCCUCUGCCCGUGGUACUCCCCGUGGUGCUCUCACGCCCGCCGGCGUCGCCACCCCCGAUGUCGCUUCGAGCGCCGUCACUUCUGCCGUCACCUCUGCCGCCAACUCUGCUGCCCCUUCGGCUGUCAACUCGGCCGACGAGGAGGAGGACAUCAAGCGUCUGCAGAAGCUGGCGCUCAAGCCCAAGAAGAAGAAGAAAAAGACGCGUAACGAGAUCAAGGCGCAGGAGGAGCGCCGCCGUCUGCGCAAGCUCAACUGGCUCACGUACGGCGGUGUCCGCGAGCCCGACACGGAGGAGUCGGACUAA
Molecule: messenger RNA, 3342 nt
Organism: Trichosporon asahii var. asahii CBS 2479
Lineage: Eukaryota; Fungi; Basidiomycota; Tremellomycetes; Trichosporonales; Trichosporonaceae
Product: mRNA export factor elf1
Exons: 1
Coding region: 1-3342 (1113 amino acids)
Molecular function (GO): ATP binding; ATP hydrolysis activity
Source: RefSeq, a predicted model, not a curated record